Messenger RNA from Metarhizium album ARSEF 1941, 354 nucleotides. RefSeq lists its product as uncharacterized. Lineage: Eukaryota; Fungi; Ascomycota; Sordariomycetes; Hypocreales; Clavicipitaceae. The record is from RefSeq and is a predicted model, not a curated record. The coding region runs from base 1 to 354 and encodes 117 amino acids. The transcript has a single exon.
AUGAUUCUCAACGCAGCCAUCGUCGCCUUUGCUCUCAGCGUUGCCGUCGGCGCCCUUCCUCAGGCAUACCCCGAAAAGUGCAGCGACCAAGUCUGCCCAGCCGACAGGGCCAAGUGCUGCGAAGUCAUUGUCAACGGCGUCGCUGAGCUCGGCUGCUUCGCCGAGUGCCCUCCCAUCCAGCAGCCGCAACGGCGCGACGAGCCUUCGACCACGACCGCUGCAUCGCCGUCCACUCCUACCUUUGGCCCCAAGUGCGGCGAUUCCUUCUUCUGCCCUGUCGGCAAGGUCUGCUGCCCUAAUGCUCUCUACCACCGCGCUGAUCCCGACAAGGGCAGCCAGCGGUGCUCUCAGUAG